Messenger RNA from Mesocricetus auratus (golden hamster), 3808 nucleotides. It is a transcript of the gene Nefh, whose product is annotated as neurofilament heavy chain. Gene Ontology annotation, biological process: axon development. Gene Ontology annotation, molecular function: structural constituent of postsynaptic intermediate filament cytoskeleton. The coding region runs from base 69 to 3230 and encodes 1053 amino acids. The transcript is spliced from 4 exons. NCBI's taxonomy places the organism in Eukaryota, Metazoa, Chordata, Mammalia, Rodentia, Cricetidae. Gene Ontology annotation, cellular component: neurofilament; axon. The record is from RefSeq and is a predicted model, not a curated record.
CCGCAGUGCUGCCCGUCCCGCCCCGGCCCUUCGCUCCCGCUCUGCCGGCGGCCGCACCUGCUUCGGCCAUGACGAGCUUCGGCGGCGCCGAUGCGCUGCUGGGCGCCCCGUUCGCGCCGCUGCACGGAGGCGGCAGCCUGCACUACCCGCUGGGCCGCAAGGCGGGCACCGGAGGCACGCGCUCCGCGGCCGGCUCCUCCAGCGGCUUCCACUCGUGGGCGCGGACGUCCGUGAGCUCCGUGUCCGCCUCGCCCAGCCGCUACCGCGGAGCCGGCGCCGCCUCGAGCACCGACUCGCUAGACACACUCUCCAACGGGCCGGAGGGCUGCGUGGUGGCGGCGGCGGCGGCGCGCAGCGAAAAGGAGCAGCUGCAGGCUCUGAACGACCGCUUCGCGGGCUACAUCGACAAGGUGAGGCAGCUCGAGGCGCACAACCGCAGCCUGGAGGGCGAGGCGGCGGCGCUGCGGCAGCAGCAAGCCGGCCGCGCCGCCAUGGGCGAGCUGUACGAGCGCGAGGUGCGCGAGAUGCGCGGCGCCGUGCUGCGCCUGGGGGCGGCCCGCGGGCAGCUGCGCCUGGAGCAGGAGCACCUGCUGGAGGACAUCGCGCACGUGCGACAGCGGCUGGACGAAGAGGCCCGGCAGCGUGAGGAGGCAGAGGCGGCGGCGCGCGCUCUAGUGCGCUUCGCGCAGGAGGCGGAAGCGGCGCGCGUGGAGCUGCAGAAGAAGGCGCAGGCGCUGCAGGAGGAGUGCGGCUACCUGCGGCGCCACCACCAGGAGGAGGUGGGCGAGCUGCUCGGUCAGAUCCAGGGUUGCGGUGCCGCGCAAGCGCAGGCGCACGCCGAGGCGCGCGACGCCCUCAAGUGCGACGUGACGUCGGCGCUGCGAGAGAUCCGCGCGCAGCUCGAAGGCCAUGCUGUGCAGAGCACGCUGCAGUCGGAGGAGUGGUUCCGAGUGAGGUUAGACCGACUGUCAGAGGCGGCCAAGGUGAAUACAGAUGCCAUGCGCUCGGCGCAGGAGGAGAUAACUGAGUACCGGCGGCAGCUGCAGGCCAGGACCACGGAGUUGGAGGCGCUGAAAAGCACCAAGGAUUCACUGGAGAGGCAGCGCUCUGAGCUAGAAGACCGUCACCAGGCAGACAUUGCGUCCUACCAGGAUGCUAUCCAGCAGUUGGACAGUGAGCUGAGAAACACCAAGUGGGAGAUGGCAGCACAGCUCCGAGAGUACCAGGACCUGCUCAAUGUCAAGAUGGCCCUGGACAUUGAGAUUGCUGCUUACAGAAAACUCCUGGAAGGCGAAGAGUGUCGUAUUGGCUUUGGUCCAAGUCCCUUCUCUCUUACUGAGGGACUCCCAAAAAUUCCCUCCACAUCCACUCACAUAAAAGUCAAAAGUGAAGAGAAGAUAAAAGUGGUAGAAAAAUCAGAGAAGGAAACUGUGAUCGUCGAGGAGCAGACAGAAGAGAUCCAGGUGACUGAAGAAGUGACAGAAGAGGAGGAAAAAGAGGCCAAAGAGGAAGAAGGAGGAGAAGAAACGGAAGAGGGAGAAGUAACAUCUCCUGCAGAAGAGGCCGCAUCUCCAGAAAAGGAAACCAAGCCGCCUGUGAAGGAAGAGACCAAAUCCCCAGCUGAGGUAAAAUCUCCAACUGAGGUAAAAUCUCCAGCUGAGGCCAAGUCACCUGCUGAGGCCAAGUCACCAGCUGAGGUAAAAUCUCCAGCUGAGGCCAAGUCACCAGCUGAGGUAAAAUCUCCAGCUGAGGUCAAGUCACCAGCUGAGGUAAAAUCUCCAGCUGAGGCCAAGUCACCAGCUGAGGUAAAAUCUCCAGCUGAGGCCAAGUCACCUGCUGAGGCAAAGUCACCAGCUGAGGCCAAGUCACCUGCUGAGGCAAAGUCACCAGCUGAGGCCAAGUCACCUGCUGAGGCCAAGUCACCAGCUGAGGCAAAGUCACCAGCUGAGGCCAAGUCACCAGCUGAGGCAAAGUCACCAGCUGAGGUAAAGUCACCUGCUGAGGUAAAGUCACCAGCUGAGGCAAAGUCACCAGCUGAGGCCAAGUCACCUGCUGAGGUAAAGUCACCAGCUGAGGUAAAGUCACCAGCUGAGGCAAAGUCACCAGCUGAGGCAAAGUCACCUGCUGAGGCAAAGUCACCUGCUGAGGUAAAAUCUCCAGAGAAAGCUAAGACCCCUGUGAAGGAAGGAGCAAAAUCCCCAGCUGAGGAGUCCAAGUCCCCUGUGAAAGAAGUGAAGUCCCCAGCUGAAGUAAAAUCUCCAGAGAAGGCGAAGUCCCCAGUUAAGGAAGAAGCAACAUCUCCAGCCCAAACCAAGUCUCCAGAGAAGGAAGAAGCGGUCAAAUCUCCUGAGAAGGCCAAGUCCCCUGUGAAGGAAGAGGUCAAGCCUUCAGCUGAGGUGAAAUCCCCUGACAAGGCUAAGAGCCCAGUGAAGGAGGAAUCAAAGUCUCCUGAGAAGGCCAAGACUCUAGAUGUGAAAUCCCCAGAAGCUAAGACUCUAGGGAAGGAGGAAGCAAAGUACCCCAGAGACAUCAAGUCUCCUGAGCAGGCCAAAAGUCCUGCCAAGGAGGAGGUCAAGUCCCCUGAGAAGGUCAAGUCCCCUGAGAAGGAAGAUGCCAAGAAAGAAGAGGUGAAGUCCCCUGUGAAGGAGGAGGUGAAAGCCAAAGAACCCCCAAAGAAAGUAGAGGAAGAGAAGACCCCUGCUACCCCAAAAACGGAGGAGAAGGUGGUCAAGAAAGAUGAACCACCCAAGAAGGAAGCUGCAAAGCCCAAGGUGGAGGAGAAGAAGGAAACCCCAGUCGAAAAGCCCAAGGACUCCACAGUGGAAGACAAGAAGGAAGAGUCUGGAGAGAAGAAGAAAGCAGUGACCCCAGAGAAGGAGACUCCUGCCAAGGUGGAGGCGAAGGAAGAGGCUAAAUCCAAAGAGAAGACAGAGACCAAGACGGAAGUGGAUGACACCAAGGGCAAAGAGCCCAGCAAACCCUCAGAGAAGGAGAAGCCGCAGCAAGAAGAGACGCUGGCAGCCCCAGAGAAGAAAGACAGCAAGGAGGAGAAGGCCACAGAGUCCAAGAAGCCUGAGGGGAAGCCCGAGGCAGGGGCCAAGGCCAAGGAGGAUGACAAGGGCCUUCCCAAAGAGCCCAGCAAACCCAAAACAGAAAAGGCUGAAAAAUCCUCCAGCACAGACCAAAAGGACGGCCAGCCCCCAGAGAAGGCCACCAAGGGGGAAAAGUAGGGCCGUGACAGAGGAAGAUCCAGGAACAGCCAAAGAAACUCAGGAGGGUCCCAGUACUCAAGAGUCACAGUAAUACAUUUUAUUUCUUCCUUUCCUUUCUGUAAGGAGAAACACUGUUUAGAUGAUGGGCCUGCCCUCACCAAACAGGAAUUUCUAUUAGGAUUAAGUUAGCAAGAGAAGAUACCCUCAGCCCUGGCCCCCAACGCCCCAAGCCCGCCCCAGGUGAUGGACAGUUAUGAUAGCUUAUUGUAGCCGAACGUGAUGUAUGCUGAAUGCUACAUGAAAAUCACUUGACUAAAAACUGCCCCCUCCUUUCCAAAUAAGUGCAUUUAUUUCCUGUAUGUACAACUGACAGAUGACCGCAAUAAUGAAUGAGCAGUUAGAAAUGCAUUAUGCUUGAGAUGUUGUAACCUAUUCCCGAAUGCCUUCUUGUUUUCCAAAGGAGCGGCCAGGCCCUUACCCAGCACUCUCCGGGAAGAGCUGCAGCAGGUAAUGUAGGGCACUGGCCACUGAGCACUUUCCACUGGAGUCUACUCUCAGUUGCUUCUGUGCAAUAAAACCAAGUGCUUCUACAAUAA